Molecule: messenger RNA, 3595 nt
Organism: Sus scrofa (pig)
Lineage: Eukaryota; Metazoa; Chordata; Mammalia; Artiodactyla; Suidae
Gene: SLCO3A1
Product: solute carrier organic anion transporter family member 3A1
Biological process (GO): prostaglandin transport; transmembrane transport; sodium-independent organic anion transport
Cellular component (GO): basolateral plasma membrane
Molecular function (GO): protein binding
Source: RefSeq, a predicted model, not a curated record
CGGCGGCGACGGCGGCGGCGGCUGCGGCUGCGAGGAGCCUUGCCUUCCACCUUUCCAGCCCCGGCAGGACGGGGGCGGUUGCCGCGGGCCCGGGGCGGAGACAGCACGCAGCCUCGCCGCGCGCACCCCCGCCCGGCAGCGGCCCCGACUCCCGGGGCGAGCGGGAAAGCGGCGGCGGCGGUAGCGGCAGCGGCGGCCGGGGGAAGGAUGCAGGGGAAGAAGCCGGGCGGCUCGUCGGGCGGCGGCCGGAGCGGCGAGCUGCAAGGGGACGAGGCGCAGAGGAACAAGAAGAAGAAAAAGAAGGUGUCCUGCUUCUCCAACAUCAAGAUCUUCCUGGUGUCCGAGUGCGCCCUGAUGCUAGCGCAGGGCACGGUGGGCGCCUACCUGGUGAGCGUCCUCACCACCCUGGAGCGGAGGUUCAACCUGCAGAGCGCCGACGUGGGCGUGAUCGCCAGCAGCUUCGAGAUCGGGAACCUGGCACUCAUCCUCUUCGUGAGCUACUUCGGGGCUCGCGGUCACCGGCCCCGCCUCAUCGGCUGCGGGGGCAUCGUCAUGGCCCUGGGCGCGCUGCUGUCGGCGCUGCCGGAGUUCCUGACCCACCAGUACAAGUACGAGGCGGGUGAGAUCCGCUGGGGUGCCGAGGGCCGAGAUGUCUGCGCCGCCAACGGCUCGGGCGGGGACCAGGGGCCCGACCCGGACCUCAUCUGCCGCAGUCGCACCGCCACCAACAUGAUGUACUUGCUGCUCAUUGGGGCCCAGGUACUCCUGGGCAUCGGUGCUACCCCCGUGCAGCCCCUGGGUGUCUCCUACAUCGACGAUCACGUGCGGAGGAAGGAUUCCUCACUCUACAUAGGUAUCCUGUUCACGAUGCUGGUGUUUGGACCCGCCUGCGGAUUUAUCCUGGGCUCUUUCUGUACCAAAAUCUAUGUGGAUGCAGUCUUCAUUGACACAAGUAACCUGGACAUCACCCCGGACGACCCCCGCUGGAUUGGAGCCUGGUGGGGUGGCUUUCUGCUCUGCGGUGCCUUACUCUUCUUCUCUUCCCUCUUGAUGUUCGGGUUUCCACAGUCUCUGCCCCCGCACUCAGACCCUGCCCUGGAGAGCGAGCAGGCCAUGCUCCCCGAAAGAGAAUACGAGAGACCCAAGCCCAGCAACGGGGUCCUGAGGCACCCCUUGGAGCCGGACACCAGCGCCUCCUGCUUCCAGCAGCUGAGAGUGAUCCCGAAGGUCACCAAGCACCUGCUCUCAAACCCUGUGUUCACCUGCAUUAUCCUGGCCGCCUGCAUGGAGAUUGCAGUGGUGGCUGGCUUCGCUGCCUUCUUAGGGAAGUAUCUGGAACAGCAGUUUAACCUCACCACCUCUUCUGCCAACCAGCUGCUCGGGAUGACUGCGAUCCCAUGUGCCUGUCUGGGAAUCUUCCUAGGCGGUCUCCUGGUGAAGAAACUCAGCCUGUCCGCCCUCGGGGCCAUUCGGAUGGCCAUGCUCGUCAACCUGGUGUCCACCGCUUGCUACGUCUCCUUCCUCUUCCUGGGCUGUGACACGGGCCCCGUGGCUGGGGUUACUGUUCCCUAUGGAAACACCUCAGCACCUGGCUCGACCCUGGACCCUUACUCGCCCUGCAAUAAAAACUGUGAAUGCCAAACUGAUUCCUUCACUCCCGUGUGUGGGGCAGAUGGCAUCACGUACCUGUCUGCCUGCUUUGCUGGCUGCAACAGCACGAAUCUCACCGGCUGUGCAUGCCUCACGACUGUCCCGCCUGAGAAUGCAACUGUGGUUCCUGGAAAGUGCCCCAGUCCCGGGUGCCAAGAGGCCUUCCUCACCUUCCUGUGUGUGAUGUGUGUCUGCAGCAUGAUUGGGGCAAUGGCUCAGACGCCCUCGGUCAUCAUCCUUAUCAGGACAGUCAGCCCUGAACUCAAGUCUUACGCCCUGGGAGUUCUUUUCCUCCUCCUCCGUUUGUUGGGCUUCAUCCCCCCUCCCCUCAUCUUUGGGGCUGGCAUCGACUCCACCUGCCUGUUCUGGAGCACGUUCUGUGGGGAGCAAGGCGCCUGCGUCCUCUACGACAACGUGGCCUACAGAUACCUGUAUGUCAGCAUCGCCAUCGCGCUCAAGUCCUUUGCCUUCAUCCUCUACACCACCACGUGGCAGUGCCUGCGGAAAAACUAUAAACGCUACAUCAAAAACCACGAGGGCGGGCUGAGCACCAGUGAGUUCUUUGCCUCUACUCUGACCCUAGACAAUCUGGGGAGGGACCCCGUGCCCGCCAACCAGACACAUAGGACAAAAUUUAUCUAUAACCUUGAAGAUCAUGAGUGGUGUGAGAACAUGGAGUCUGUUUUAUAGUGACCGAGGAGGGUUGAACUCUGUAUUAGUCAUCCAAGGGUCAUAUUUCCUAAAAAAAAAAAAAGAAAAAAAAGUUUCCAAAAAACAAAACAAAAAAAACCCACACAGAGACACACACACACGUACACACGGCACCUUUAUCCUUUUUCUCAAAAUCAGAGCCAGACAGGAUUCAGAAUAAGGAGAGCGUGGGAUCACGUGGUUGACGUGCGACCUUGGGGCUCAGAGUCUACUCUUUGAAGGCACCUCAUGGUUUUUCAGGAUGCUGACAGCUGCAAGCAACAGGCACUGCCAAAUUCAGGGAACAGUGGUGGCCAGCUUGGAGGACGGACCUUUCUGGAUAUACACACACAUACAAAACAAAAAAAAUACUUUUAAAAAGUCUACUAAAAAAAAAAACCCAAGUUGACAACAUUGCCAGGAAAAGCAUUAGUGACACAGCCGGUGCCACCCUCCCUGUCCACACAGGGUACAGGGGCACGAAAGUCGGAGGAGUGGAGGCCUGCUCCUCUCUAACUUUUGCAAUAUGGGUCGCUGUGUAGACGACUCACCCAGUCUACAUGUGGUUCAAGGCCCCAGAGUUCUCUCAGCGAUGCUAAAGGGUGACCCAUGCUGGAGUCUGUAAUUGGCACCUCUCACCAGCUCCAUUUCCAUUUCUCAAGACUGAGGGCCCCCCCGGGGGCCGGGCGUUGGGGGGCCAGCACCACCCCUUCCCCAGCAGCACCUCCCAGCGGGGGGUGCCCCCUCCCCCAGCCCCACAGAGUGACCUCAGGAAGCAGUGGGCCUCACCUGGCUAUGACUGACCUCGCUCAGAGCCGGUGAAACCCAACCUAGUCCAACUCAUUUGCUUACAUUUGCCAAACAUUUUGCCAUUUUUAAGAAGAAAAAAAAAAAUGCCACGCAUAUGAAUUUCAAACUGUUGUAUGUAUAACCCUCUGAUACUAUUUUUAACUACUUCUCAAAUCUGUGUUAACCCUUCAGUCACUAACACAGUUCUCUAGGCCGAGUUUAUUAAUGCUGGUUGCUUUUACUUUUCUCCUUUUUUUAAUGCACCAAAAAUAUAAUGUGAUUCAAGGGAUGCAAUUAAUCUAUUGUAAUUUUUUUAUCAUUUUAUCCUCAUUCGGAUAUUCUGUGGAAACAAAUAUGCAGUGUAUUAACAGAAGAAAGAAAAUGCUUGAAAAAGAGAGUGGAUAUGCAGCCUGCCUUUAAAAGAAUCACAUUUGAGACAACAGGGGAUAAUGUGAUGAAUUGCAAA